Penicillium riverlandense is the source of this 708-nucleotide messenger RNA. RefSeq lists its product as uncharacterized. The record is from RefSeq and is a predicted model, not a curated record. Gene Ontology annotation, molecular function: ATP binding; protein kinase activity. The transcript is spliced from 2 exons. The coding region runs from base 1 to 708 and encodes 235 amino acids. Gene Ontology annotation, biological process: protein phosphorylation. Lineage: Eukaryota; Fungi; Ascomycota; Eurotiomycetes; Eurotiales; Aspergillaceae.
AUGCAUUCGCAGAGUGCUUGCUCUUUAAACCUAGGUCCCUCCGAUAUUGACAUCAGAAGGGAGGUCAGUCGCUCAAAGACUUCCACGAUAUAUGAGAUACAGCUAGUUGGGAAGAAAUAUGCUAUGAAGCUUGUGAGUUCGAUUUUGCCAUCCAAGGGCGAGCUGACAUACCAGUUCCAUGACAAUGGUGACCCAGGGUACACGAAAAAAGGCCGAGAUUUAAACCGCUUUCGCUGCGAAUUGAACGCCUAUAACAAUCUUCAUGAAUUCGGCGUUUGUGAUGGUGGCUUUGUUCCGGCUUUUCACGGCUACAUCGAUCGAAUUGAUCCGUCCGCUUUCCACCCACCGCUUAGACAUUUCGUCGGCGAUAAAUUCCAACCAAGGGCGAUCCUGCUUGAGUACUUGCCGGAUGCGGAAAGACUAAAUUGCGAGAAUUAUUCGGAAGAUCUCUUUCGCGAUGCGGUUGAUGGCAUAAAAGAGAUUCAUGGUGCUUUUGUCCAUCACCAUGAUAUUUACCCGAAGAACAUGCUUGUUGUGUCUGGUGACCGAAUUGUAUGGAUUGACUUUGAUGUUGCGACAACUUUCAGCAAUAUGGGUCCUCGUGAGAGAGCAUAUUGCGAAUAUGAAACCGAACUUGUUAAGAGUUUUGGAAAACUUUUGAGUGAGGACAAGACACAAGGUCUUCCUCCCAACACAAAGUACUAUUGA